Molecule: messenger RNA, 1544 nt
Organism: Medicago truncatula (barrel medic)
Lineage: Eukaryota; Viridiplantae; Streptophyta; Magnoliopsida; Fabales; Fabaceae
Product: 1-aminocyclopropane-1-carboxylate oxidase homolog 12
Exons: 3
Coding region: 59-1159 (366 amino acids)
Source: RefSeq, a predicted model, not a curated record
GCUUCUACUACCCACAUGGCCACUUUUUAGCUCUAGAGCCACUGCAAAAAUAAGAAAAAUGGGAACCACGGAUACAACCAAGCCUAACUUUGAUUCUAUAUUGAGUGAACGCAAAGCAUUUGAUGAAACAAAAGCUAGUGUAAAAGGAUUUGUUGAUGAAGGUAUUAAGAAGAUCCCAAGCUUUUUCCAUCAUCAACCAGACAAAAAUGAGAUAGCCUACAACAAUUGCCAUGUUCUUCCUAUCAUAGACCUUGCAGACAUUGAUAACAAAGAUCCAAUUAUUCACCAAAAAAUUAUUGACAAAUUGAAAGAAGCAUGUGAAACAUGGGGUUUUUUUCAGGUUGUUAAUCAUGGAAUCCCUUUGAACAUUCUUGAGGAAUUGAAAGAUGGUAUUAAGAGAUUUCAUGAGCAGGAUCCAGAAGUAAAAAAAGAUUUGUAUACAACAGAUCCGAAGGGACCCUUUACUUAUAAUAGUAAUAUUGGUGGGUUGUCUAACUCACCAGCGCUCAAUUGGAGGGAUACUUUUAUUUGUUUCUUGGCUCCUGAUACUCCCAAACCAGAAGAUUUUCCUCUAGUAUGCAGAGACAUACUGAUAGAAUAUAGUAAACAAAUGAUGAACCUGGGAUUUUUACUAUUUGAAUUGCUGUCAGAAGCUUUAGGUCUGAAUCCAAACCAUCUAAAAGAUAUGGGUUGUGUUGAAGGGCUAAUUGCUGCUUGCCAUUAUUAUCCUCCAUGCCCUGAACCAGAUUUGACUGUGGGACUAAAAAAGCAUUCUGACACUGGUUUCCUUGCGGUGGUUCUCCAAGACCAUAUUGGUGGCCUCCAAGUUCUUUAUCAAGAUAAAUGGGUUGAUGUGAAACCUAUACAUGGGUCUCUCGUAGUUAAUGUUGGUGACCUUUUGCAGCUUAUAACAAAUGACAAGUUUAAGAGUGUUGAACACAGAGUAGUUGCAAAUCAAGUUGGUCCAAGAAUAUCUGCUGCAUGCUUUUUCUACAAUGGUCAUAAAUUAUCCUCAAGGCUCUAUGGACCUAUAAAGGAACUAUUAUCUGAAGACAAUCCUCCCAAAUACAGAGAAACCACAAUUGGAGACUAUGCAGUCUACUCUCCAGCAGCAAAAAGACUAGGUUGUACUUCUGUUCUUUCACAUUACAAAAUUUGAACUAAGCAAUGUGGAGGGAAAAAAUAGCUCAUAAAGUUCCAUUGGUGUGUUUGUGGUGGUGUAGUUAGUCAUCGGUUCCACAUGAUUGUGUUAUGUAUUAAAGAGAAAUGCUCAUAACACUUUAUUUUCUAACAUUAACUCUAACACUCACUCUCUUUUAUUGGGUGAAUUUAUUGAGUGAAGUUCAUGUGAUUUUCACCACUUACAAUCAUUUCAAAAUCUGAGAUUUACAUGAGUUUCUCCCAAUAAGAGACUGAGAGUUAGAUGAGAGUUAGAGAGAGUGGUCAUAACACUAUUUAUGUAUUAAAUAAGGGAUUUCUGAUUACCGUUGGUGCUGCUGAUUUAUUUCCAAUUUAUUUGUGGUAAACCUUUUUUCCCAUCACCA